AUGCCGUUCAAAAAUCAAGAAACAGCUCAUUGUCCUCGCUGUAGUCACGCUGUUUUUCAAGCUGAAUCUGUUUCAGCUGCCGGGAAACAAUGGCACAAAAUAUGUCUGACAUGUGAUAUGUGUAAGAAAACAUUAGAAACGACGACAGCGGCUGAACAUGAUGGAAAUGUGUACUGCAAACAAUGCUACGCUUGUAAAUUCGGUAUUCAUGGAGUUGGAUUCGGUAUACAAGAUGGAACACUCGGAAUGGAUACCGGUGAUCAUUUCAAACACACUGAAUCACAUCAGUAG
This is a messenger RNA of Rotaria sp. Silwood1, 291 nucleotides long. NCBI's taxonomy places the organism in Eukaryota, Metazoa, Rotifera, Eurotatoria, Philodinida, Philodinidae. The record is from the annotation of a GenBank genome assembly.